Panicum virgatum (switchgrass) is the source of this 3858-nucleotide messenger RNA. RefSeq names its product probable LRR receptor-like serine/threonine-protein kinase At3g47570. Gene Ontology annotation, biological process: protein phosphorylation. The record is from RefSeq and is a predicted model, not a curated record. Gene Ontology annotation, molecular function: ATP binding; protein kinase activity; protein binding. NCBI's taxonomy places the organism in Eukaryota, Viridiplantae, Streptophyta, Magnoliopsida, Poales, Poaceae. The transcript is spliced from 2 exons. The coding region runs from base 16 to 3609 and encodes 1197 amino acids.
GAGCAUCAUGCGUCCAUGCCUCUUAUUAUAUAUGUAAAGAGGAACACAGAUAUACAUGAAUCAGAAGAUAACAGAACCUUCUCAGCAAUGGUGGGCGCAGAGUCUUUCAUGCUCGUUCCCCUUUUCCUUUUACUUGUUCUUGCCAGCACCACCUCAGCCUCGAUAUCUGGAAUUGCUACAAGUAACGCCAGCGACCAUCUUGCCCUCCUAUCCUUCAAGUCUCUCAUAAGGACUGAUCCAUCACAAGCUCUGGAGUCAUGGGGAAACCAGUUCAUCCCUCUGUGCCAAUGGUACGGUGUCACGUGCGGCAUACGAGGACGCCGUCGUGGCCGUGUUACGGCAUUGGAUCUCGAGAAUCUCAGCCUUGUAGGCACCAUCUCCUCUUCAGUAGCCAACCUUACAUUCUUGAAGAGGCUCUACCUCAAUAGUAAUCGCUUCAGCGGUACUGUGCCAACAGUUCUUGGGCACCUACUGAACCUAAGGCAGCUGAACCUGACAGAUAAUUCUCUUGAUGGUAUGAUUCCAGCAUCACUUUCAAACUGCAGUCAUCUUGAGGACAUCAGCCUCGAAUUCAACAACCUGAAAGGGAAGAUACCGGGAGAGCUUGGCGCCUUGCCAAACUUAAGAUCAAUUCUGCUCUUCCAAAAUGAGCUUGAGGGGGAGAUGCCUCAUGAGCUUGGUUCCUUGCACAAUCUCGAGGCACUAAAUCUUGGCCACAACAAGAUUACAGGAAUCAUCCCUCAGGAGAUCUGCAACCUUGUGAACCUCAGGUUUCUGCACAUUGGAAACAACAAGCUAACAGGAGAGAUUCCAACUGGGAUAGGUAACCUUUUUAAAUUAAGUAAGUUAUCACUAAGUACAAAUCAACUGACUGGUUCUAUCCCAAGUUCUCUAGGAAACCUCUCAGCAUUGACUGUUCUUACUCUCCAUACAAAUAAUCUAACAGGGAGCAUUCCACCGUUGCAAAGUCUUUCAUCUCUAAGAGUACUUGAAUUAGGAGUUAAUGACCUUUCAGGAUGCAUCCCUUCUCAGUUAGGAAAUCUUACAUCACUAGUAUUUAUAGAUCUUCAGGAAAACCAUCUGACUGGAGGCAUUCCAGAAUCACUUGGUAACCUAAACUUGCUUGAAACUCUUGACCUGUCGUUCAACAACCUUACCGGUUCCAUACCUAAUUCCAUCGGAAACCUGCUUUCUCUCUCUGAACUUGACCUAAACAAUAACCAAUUAGAAGGUGCAGUACCUCCUCUUCUGUUCAACCUUUCCUAUCUGGAGGUUUUCGAUGUACAAAGUAAUUAUUACCUUAAUGGUUCUUUUCCAGUUGACAUGGGGAACAACCUUCCAAAUCUAGAGCUCUUUCUCAUCGAUUAUAAUCAAUUCCAUGGCCUUAUUCCUCCCUCCUUAUGCAAUUCCUCUAUGCUUCAAAGGAUUGAAACUGUGGAUAACUUAUUAACAGGAACAAUUCCCAAUUGUCUAGGAAUUCACUUAAAGAGAUUGUCUUCAUUAACCUUUGCAAAAAAUCAGAUUCAGGCAACACAAGAUGCUGACUGGGAUUUCUUAGCUAGCCUGACUAAUUGUAGUGAGUUGCAGCAGUUGGAUUUGGGUGAUAACUUGUUUGCAGGUGAGAUACCAUGUUCAAUAGGCAAUCUCUCCAGAAGUCUGGAAUAUCUUAAUAUGGAAUACAACAGCAUAACUGGAAUAGUCCCUGAAGAAAUAUCAAAUUUGGUCAAUCUGAGCACACUUCACCUAUAUGGCAAUCAUCUGCAAGGUACUAUUCCCAACUCUUUUGGCAUACUAAAGGGACUGAAUGGGUUAUUCCUAGGAAUGAAUGACCUAUCAGGACCAAUACCUCCAGCUAUUGGCAAUCUUACUAAAUUAAGCAGACUUCAUCUUGAUGGUAACACACUUAACGGAAGCAUACCUUCUAGUCUUUUUGGUUGUCCUUUAGAAAAAUUAGACCUUUCACACAAUAGCCUUGUUGGUCCAAUACCUCAAGAACUUUUCCUUAUCAGUACAUUGUCUGAUUACAUGCACAUCCAAAACAAUCAGUUAACUGGGACAUUGCCUAUAGAACUUGGGAACCUCAAGAAUCUUGGGACACUUGAUUUUUCUGGUAAUCAAAUAUCUGGAGAGAUUCCGAUCUCCCUUGGGGAGUGCCACAUGCUGCAGUAUCUCAACGCAUCUCAUAACAACCUUCAAGGGACAAUUCCGCUAUCAGUAGAGCAGAUGAAAGGCCUUUUGGUGAUUGAUCUUUCUUACAACAAUUUGUCUGGGGACAUCCCUGAAUUUCUUGCUAACAUGAAUGAUCUUUCUGCCUUUAAUCUCUCGUUCAACAACUUCAAAGGUCAAGUUCCAAAAGAUGGAAUUUUCAGAAAUGCAUCUUCUGCCAUGAUCAUAGGAAAUAAUGGCUUGUGUGGCGGUAUCCCUCAGUUAAAGUUGCCACCUUGCUCCAGCAAAAAUGCAAAGAAGCCAUCUUUUAGGCUCAUUAUAGCAAUGUCUAUAGGCAGUGUAUGUCUAUUUGGCAUGUUUACAAUGUUUGUAUCCUUCAUUUGGAAAAAGAAGACAAAGAUGAACCUCCAAACAUCAACAAUUAGUGAGCAACAUAUGAGGAUUUCAUAUGCUGAAUUGGCCCAUGCAACAGAUAGUUUCUCAUCAGGGAACCUCAUUGGAGUAGGGAAUUUUGGCUCGGUGUUCAAAGGGCAACUUAUGAUUAAUGAACUACACAUGACAGUUGCUGUCAAAGUGCUCAACCUCCAACAACAUGGGGCAUCUCAAAGUUUCGCUGCAGAAUGUGAGACUUUGAGAUGUGCCAGACAUCGUAAUCUCGUGAAGAUCUUAACAGUCUGCUCAAGUGUGGACUUUAGAGGCAUUGAUUUCAAAGCCCUCGUGUUUGAGUUCUUACCGAAUGGAAAUCUAGAUCACUGGUUGCACCAGCCAAUUGAGGGAGAUGGUGAACACAAAAUGCUUGACCUCGUUCAAAGACUAGGCAUUUCUAUUGAUGUGGCUUCUGCACUCGAAUAUCUACACCAACACAAGCCAUUGCCAAUUAUCCACGGUGACCUCAAGCCUAGCAAUAUUCUCCUUGAUGAUGACUUGGUUGCUCAUAUUGGGGAUUUCGGGCUGGCAAGGUUCUACCACCAGGACUCCAUGGACAGUCCUGAGGUAUCUAGUGCUUGGGCUAGAAUGAGAGGAACAACUGGCUAUGCUGCUCCAGAGUAUGGAUUGGGAAACAAGGUUUCAGCCCAAGGUGAUGUCUAUAGCUAUGGUAUACUACUGCUGGAGAUGUUUACAAGAAAAAAACCAACAGACAGUGAAUUUGGUGAAGAUUUCAGUCUUCAUACAUAUGUAAAGAUGGCAGUGCCAGACCAAGUGGCUAAUAUUGUCGACACCUACUUGCUACAAGAAGAAGAUGGUGAUGAAGGAUUAACAUCUGACUGUGACAGAACAAAAGAUAUAAGGAAUGCUUGCAUAACAUCUAUUCUGCGUGUUGGAAUUUCCUGUUCAAAGGAAACACCAACAAAUCGCGUGCAAAUUGGAGAUGCUCUAAAAGAGUUGCAAAGAAUAAGGGACAGGUUUCUCAGGGAUUCAAAUCAAGGAGCUCCGGGACACUGAAGAAUUCCAAGGUUAUUCCAGAGUAUCAUACCUCGAUGCGACGUGUGUUACAAUAAAUCAGGUUGAAGAGGUGUACAGCUUGUUAGCUUUUUAAUCAAGGAUUCCUCUCGUCUGAAAUAAGAAACUAUUAUGCCCAAGUAAAAUGUGGAGGAUUAUAUUCUUUCUUUUGCCAUAUGAGCAUAAAUGUAUGCCAACUUAGUACAUUUCGAGUCCCAUAAUCUGUCCAUUUAAUCCUCAAUUGGUUUCAUA